This is a messenger RNA of Adineta ricciae, 5892 nucleotides long. The record is from the annotation of a GenBank genome assembly. NCBI's taxonomy places the organism in Eukaryota, Metazoa, Rotifera, Eurotatoria, Adinetida, Adinetidae.
AUGUCAAAAGCAACAAAAGAUUUGAUAAAACUCGUCGAAACGAAAGCCAGUGAACGAAAUUCUUCCAGCGAAGCACAAAAACUUCUCGAGCAAGCCGCAGAUAUUACGGCUACUACUAGUAGCGGCGCGACGAUGAUUCAUUCCAUUAUAGCAGAGGAAAAGCGGUAUCGAUCGGUAAUGCAAGGAAAAGCCGAUGUUUGUCAGUCUUUGGUGGAUGUCUUACAGAAAGCUGCUUCGGAGAGACUUGCUGCCCAAGUAUUUAUGACGAAUGGUAGUGAUAUAAAGGAGAUGCACCGAUUAGUUCAGUUGAAAGGCAGUUGUUAUCAGUCAGCAACGUAUGGUUCACUCGGAUUAUUGGGUGCUUUAUUGAAACAGGAUGGAAUUCCUAUACGGUUAGAUGUCGUUCAGUUUCUUCUCCAGGCUGAUCCAGAUGUCAAGUAUAGUUUAACCAUGACCGAUGACGAGCAAAACACACUUCUGUCUGUUGUAAAACAUAAUUCAAAAUGCCCACAGGAUGUGAUCGAUUAUAUGCAGCGAUAUUUUGACCAGAUGCUCAAUCAAAUUGCAUUCGUAGAACCAAAUAUUGAUCCGGAUGAAAUAAUGCUUUGGAUUCAUCGCGGUGCGAACAUUGAGGCAAUCGAUGAACAUUCCAAUACAGCUCUGUUGAACGCUGUUAUCGCUAACAACAUCGGAUUGACUCGUACUCUCUUAUCUGCAGGCAGCAACAUUACACAUCGAAACAAUUAUAAUCUCACUGUUUUCGAAAUAGCUAAAUCAGCUUCUGUGAAAAAUCCGUCGCUUAUAACCAUCCUUGGAACUCACCAAGUAAAUGUGGAAUUGAAGCAUCUGAUCGAAACGAAAGGAGCUCAACUGACGACCGAUGAAUUGUAUAUUUUGCUGGAAAAAGGUGCAAAUAUCAAUGCAAAAGUCGGCAAUAAUAAUACCUUCCUGCAUCUACUCGUUCUCAACAAGGGCACGCCGGAAAUGAUUACUGCUUUUGUGAGCACAUUUAACGCUGAUAUAUCAGCAGCAAAUAUCACUGGAUAUCGACCUAUCGAAUUGUGCAUUUUGCAAGAUGAAGAUCCGUUCCUCCAUUUGCAAACAUUUCUCAAACUACCCAAAAUGACAACCGAUUUGUUCAUCAAUCCAAAACUCAACAAAACCAUUCUGCAAUUUGCUUUUGAACAGAAUCGUUCGCAGGUGGCAAAAAUAAUUCAAGCAGAAUUAAAUCAUCGUCUAUGGAACUGCGUAACACGCAUAAACAUCCAAAAAGACAUCUCCGAAAAGAUUAUGACUGAAUUGAAGCAACUGGUCACUUACGGUGCUGAAAUUGAUCAUCAGUAUUGUCACGAAGGAUCAGAACAACGAACACUUCUGCAGUAUGCAUGCGAAGUAGGUGCACGACGAUUGGUUCAAUACAUGAUCGAACAUUUGUACGCUAACUAUACAUUACAGUUUCAUAAUGGCAACUAUCCUAUUUCAAUUGUAGCCGAAAGUGGUUAUCUGUCGAUAGUUGAAUAUUUACGUGGCUUGCCGAAUUUGAAUUUAAACGUACCUAAUAGUGAUGGGCAGACGGCGUUACAUUUAGCUACGAACAAACGUCAUAUGCUCGUUGUUCAGUACCUGGUCAAAUGGGGUGCUGAUUACCAGACGAAAAACCGAUUGCAACAAACACCAUUGGAUAUUGCUCGUGUGAACGUUUCACAAAACAAAGAAGACGAAUUCGGUGACCAAAAAUUAAUUCGUUUCCUUGAGCAACUAAUUUGUCCUCCAGUAGACCAAUCGAUCGAACAAUCAUCUCAUGGGAAAGCGCCUGAUUUGGAUCUGGAUACGUGCGAACUAGUAACGCCUGUAUUGGUGAAUCCUAUACCUACAACUACUGAGCGUACAGGAGGAGCAAUAGGUAAAUCGGGCAAGAGUCUGUUUUCUAAAAAUCCUAGCAACAAUUUACAUGAUGCUGCUAAAAACGGUUCAGUGUGGGAAGCUCAAAGAGCGAUUGGCGAAGGAGCUGACAUCUGUUAUCGCAAGGGGAAUCGUACUCCAUACGAAAUAGCCCUAGCUUCUGAAAAAGAGUACGACCUUCAAUUAAAAGCUGCCGUACUCAUCUCAUCAAACUGCAAAGUACUUGAACAGAUGGUGGCUGGUUGUCAACAAAUUGCUAAUAUGAUUCAACACAUCGCAAAUAGGAAACUAAUUGAAGCUAUCGAUCAAUCUGAUGCAAGUCUUGUCAAAGCCUAUCAUCUUGCCAGUGGAACACUUAGUGUCGAUUUAUUAUACCGAGCUUGCAAUGCAUCGGACAACGUCGAGAUUGUCGAUUAUCUUUUGAACGAGAAUGUGGAUAUUCAUCAAGCAUUAAUUAGUGAUUCAUCAUCGGAUUCUCCGUAUCAAACGGUAAAAAGGAAGAGGUUUAUGAAAUUGACUGCUUAUCUCAAAUAUCGACUGUCACUUGAAUGUACCGAAGCUGUAAAACAGAACGAUCUUGAAUUGGUUAGGAAACUUAUUUCUGUUGGAGCUAGUGUUGACACGCACGACACAAAUAAUCUAAAUGAAGCACUACAGCAUCAAAAUGUUGAAUUAAUUCAGAUUCUCUGUGAGAAUGGUGCAAGGAUGCCUUUGAAUUGGAUUACUUCAAAAUCGAUCAUUCUCGAACCUAUUGUGUCUCAAGAGCUAAAACCGGAAGUUGUAUUUUGCAUCAAUCAAUGUUUAAUCAAUCGAAGACUGCGCUUUUCGGCUGCUAGUGGCGAUCUAGAUGGAGUUAUCCAAUGCCAACGUCUCGGUGCUGAUAUAGAUUCAAUGAAUUGUCAUGGUUCGACUGCACUACUAUGUACAAUUCAGCAUGGGAAUUAUUUUCGAAUUGUACACACUCUCGUUUCGUCUGGAGCAUCAAUUUUGCAUCUGAACGAAAAUGAAUCGAUGUCAUUACUCGAUCUGGCAAACAGUAAGAACUAUAAACAGAUCGCCGGUUAUCUUUCCGAACAAUUGAAUAUACAGUUUUUGGCCGCCAUCGUCAACAAUCAACGACAAACGGCAGAAAAACUUGCAAAUAUGGGCGUGGACUUCAAUUAUCAAGAUGAACAGAAGCGUACAGCAUUGCAUUAUGCUGUUCAAUAUUAUAGCACAGAAUUGGUAAAUUGGUUGUGUGAAUGUGGUAGCAGUCCAACGAUAUGUGAUAUAAAUGGCGACUAUCCAUUGAUUCAAGCGAUUGAAAAAGGUGACUAUACAUCAGCAGAAUAUUUCAUCAUGAAAUAUCCAGCGACAAAAAGACAAACAAACAAAGCUGGUCAGACAGCAUUACAAAUGGCAGAGAAUCUUAACUUUGCACGUAUCGUCGAGUUGAUCAAAAUGAACGAGAACGAGACCGAGCCUGAGCUGAUAAAAAAUCAAGGAAAAGCUGGCGAAACCAAACACGACUAUGAAACAUUGCUACAAGCAUCUCGUGAUGGCCACAUUAAAAUUAUCCAAGAUUUCAUUGAUCAGUCCUACGAUUCAAAAGCAGAUAAACGACACAUAUGUGACAAAUUAAUCCAGCAAGCGGAAAAGGCUAAACAAUUUCAAAUUUUAGAUAUUCUUGAAUCUCACUAUAACAAGUUAAGCAUCGACAUGCGAUCGGAUGUGGAACUAAAUCGUUGCGGCGGUAUCGAUAUUAUAUUAAGUCAACAUCAUCAGAAAGUCUUGCUGGGCUUCUUGAGUGGUCUCAGCGAUCUUAUUGCCAACAGUCCGAUUAUACUCGAUCCAGCUGAUCCUAAAACGUAUGUCGAAUUGUUUUCUGGCUUAACUGAGAACAUGGUGAAACGUUCUCAAGAGUUGCAGCAGGUUACGAAUGAGCAGGACGUGGUGAAGAUCGUUCAACAAGAUGAAACAAAUACAAAGGAGCAAUUAAUCAAGAUUAAUGGACAACUUGAAAGUUUGGAAGAAAGCAGAAAUUCUUUACAAAGUCGUAUUCAAGAGGCCGAUGAGCGUCUUUUCAAACAGCGAGAUCUAACUGCCAUACAACGAAAAGAAUCAUUUAAAGCCAUAGAAGCACUCAAACAGCAGAUGACUAUUUACGAGUGUUCAAUAUUCUUAUUCCAACGCCAACAAGAAGCUACAAUAGCCCGACAAAAAACGAUCAAUUUUAUCAAAGGAAAUUCAAAUUUAAUGAUGUUCUAUCGUACCAUUGAAAGUCUGUUGGAGGCUGUUUUUCAUGGUGUUCUAGCAAGACAAGGUGGCUAUUUAAAAGAAGAAGCAUCCGUGAAAUUUGGCAGACCAUUUCUGGCAUCGGACAUAGCUUCAAUGAGUGUACCCAUAUUACAAUUAACGUCGGAAAGUAUUAAAAUGAUACUGAGUCCUAUGCUAUCGAGAAUUCAUAAAAAGGAACAGAAGAAAGAAUGGGAGAAUUUCUCUACACUAGGUAAUAUUGAAGAACUUAGACGGAUCGCAUCGGACACAGCCGGUUUACUGACGCUUUAUUACCGAGAACAGAUUCAAUGUAUUGAUCCAUCACAGAAGAUUAAGAAUGCGACAGCGUCAGAAAAUAAAGCAAGUUCUACUAAAUAUGUCUAUGGGGAAAGUUCCGGAGAACUGUCCGUUGUAACCGUCGCUGAAUACAUUACCACCUGGAUAGUUGAAGAGCUGAAACUAGGACGAGAUAGACUCGUUUCUACUGAACCGUUACCACAUCAACUGUGGCUCUGUGUAGCUAAGAGAGAUCCAGUUAGCCCAGAAAUGUCUAGAAAACUGACAUCUGGUAUUGGCAGCAAUCCCAUAGGGCAUAAAAAAAUUUGCUUAAAAAUCAAAGAUUUUUUCGACAAAGAAAUUAUCGUACCAGUCCGAAUACGGUAUCUGAUCGGUUGCGUAUCAGUCGUGGGUAAUGAUGGUGGUAUCUAUCAAUAUCCAGUAUCAGCCGAUUCUUCUGACAAUGAACUGAAAUAUUCGAACUUGUUUGGCUACGUCUAUGUUACUCCAUUUUCAUCCGAUGAGAAAACAUUACAAACUAUUGUCGAAGGACGAAAAUUAUGUUUAGCUAGUCGGGAUGAACAUGGGAAUAUUUUAACAAAAUUUGAAGAUAUCAUCGAGCAUGCGAAAGCUUAUGCUAUUCAGAAUAAGUCUCUGGAUCCAAGUAAAUCAUUGAUUACACUGGAAACGGCAAAACAAGUGACUGAAGUGAUUCGUGCACACAACAUCUUUGCCAAUCUCGAUGAUGUUAAAGAAGAGUUGAGGAAAACUCGAGAAGCAAUUGAGUUGAGUGUCGAUGCUUUCUGUGAAGAAAUCAACGAUAAAGUCAAGGUCUGUCAAACAUCCAUCGAUGCAGCCCAUGAACAAAUUAGAGAAGAAUCGGAAAAAAAUCGCGUAAGGAUGACGCAAGAUAACGAAAUGCGAUAUGAACGCGCUCAAGAGAGAUUGGAUAAUACUGUCAAAGACAUGGAAAAACGUUUAGAACAAUUGGUCGACACCCGAAUGCGUAGAAUGGAAAAGCGAACGCAAGAGAGAGCAGAGAAAAUUUUAGAAACAGUUGAAAUAGCCAAAGCGCAGUGCUUGCAAGCAGUUGAAAAUAGCCAACAGUUACUCGAACAAGCAAAACAAGCUACAAUCUCCGUUCGAAGUCUAUUGCAACAGAGUGAACAACAGAAUGAAAAAUUUCAAUCGGAAAUUGCACUUCAUAAAUCUGAAAUGAAGCAGAUCGCGGCUGUACAGAGAGACUUAUGUGAGCAAAUGAUGUCGGAAAUGCGAACGAUAAUAGAGCGCGAUAUUAAACAAGCCAGACUCACUCGACAAUCUACUCUUGAAAUGCGAGAUAUUCAGCAACUCAUUAGACAUCAGCUCGAACUACAUGCAAAAGAAAUGCAAAACACGAAGGCAAAUGCACAGCAACAGAUUGAAAAUGAAAUAAAAGACCCGAAUUUAAAGCAAUAA